UCCAAUAAUUCAUUGCCAUGUAGGAAAAUAAUUCUGAAGUUUUUUGAAUUAGAAAUGGGUAUAUAAUUUUAAAACUAUUUAAAUUACCAAUUAAACAAUUUAUGGUAGUACUCUUAACUCUCCUUCCAGGAUUACAUGGGACACCGGGAGGAGGGAAAUGGUCGGAAGUCAAUUCCUCAAUUUGGAGGAUGGGAACAAAACGCCGCAGUAGAGCCUACCAGCUAUACUGUGGUGUUUAGUCAAGCUCGUGCUAACCGGAAGCAAAAUAAGACUGACUUGACCGAGUUCAAGCGCAACAGCCUUGGAAAUGAACAGGAAUUAAUGGCUGCUCAAGGCCAUCAUGAUCAUCGUCAUCAUUCUGAUGAUUCUGUUACGACGAAAAAGACAUCAUCUCCAUUUAAUUUUCUUUUGUCUCUCUUUUCAUGCAGAGGAAAAAGACAAUUCUGACCUACAUAAAUUGUUGUAUCAGGCCUUGAUUUCUUGAGAGGCUAAUAAAUCAUAAAUUUAGCCAUUUGUAACCUAUUAUUAACAUGUAAUCUCAUCAUAGAUGAGACCUGAUCAUCAAUGAAAAUCUAAUCAAGAACUUUUGUAAA
Rosa rugosa (rugosa rose) is the source of this 593-nucleotide messenger RNA. RefSeq lists its product as uncharacterized. Lineage: Eukaryota; Viridiplantae; Streptophyta; Magnoliopsida; Rosales; Rosaceae. The transcript has 3 exons. The coding region runs from base 136 to 447 and encodes 103 amino acids. The record is from RefSeq and is a predicted model, not a curated record.